AUGAAGGUCACGACGUACAACAGCCUGAACCUGGAUGAGUUCAUACGCUUCGCCGCCCUGUACGAGGCGCACGAGGAGGCCGCGCUCACGGCCCUGUUUGCGCAGCUGGGCGCCAAGGGGGGUCGACUGCCGACGGCCGGCAUCGAGAAACUGCUGGCUUCAUGCGGCGUCACGCCCAUGAGCCACGUGCUGCAGGCCAUCCUGGACGAGGUGCGCGGCAAGGCCACCAAGGCGGCCGCCAGGGCCGUGCUCGCGGAGCUCGCGGCGGCCGAGCUCGCCCGUGGGGCCGCGGGCGCCGAGAAGUGCAGGCAGCAGCCCUCGAGGCAGCAGGUCGCGCCCAUGCAGGGCGAGGACGACGACGCCGGGAAGGAGGCCCAGGACGGCGUGACGUUCGAGGAGUUCAAGAAGCUCGUGGAGCUGCUGAAGAAUCGCGAGGGCUUCGUGAAGGCCGAGGUGGAGAGGUACAUGCACAUGUUCGACGACUACGACACCACCGGGGACAUGAAGCUGGAACCCCGCGAGAUCAUGGGCGUCCUGUGCCACCUGGGCUAUGCCCUGGACUUCAAGGGCGUGAUGGGCAUCAUAGACGACGUGAAGGGCGCGGCCCCCGAGCCGGGGAGGAGGUGCUCCUACUCUCUGGCGGACGGUGACGGCCCCAAGCUGGAGCGGAGGGAGUUCCUGCUGUUCAUGCGGAAGGCCCGCGAGCGUGAGGUCGCCAUCGUGCGCGAGCUCUUCGCGAAGAACGACGUAGACGACAGCAAGGCCAUAUCCUCCGACGAGCUGAACGGGCUGCUCGGGACCCUCGGUUACGUGCCGCAGGCGAAGACCAUCGAGGAGGCCCGCGAGGACAUCGGACUGGGCAAGGCCGCGGACCGCGAGCUCCUCUUCCACGAGGUCUGGCAGUUCCUCGAGGUCUACCGACUGCACCACGGGCUGUCGCAGUCGGAUUAUUUAGAGGUGGAGGAGACUUACAGGAAGUUCGACGCGGACGGCAACGGAGUGCUCGAUGCGUCGGAGGUGGCCAAGCUCCUCCGUUUUCUGGGCUACGCCGUCUCGUACCACUCAUGCAUGAGACUCAUGGCCGAUGUGAACACGAGCCACAUCGACCUCGACGAGUUCGUGGAACUCGUCAGGAAGUACCGCGAGAAGCGCACCAAAGCGAUCUUCCAGGCGCUCGUCGACAACGAGGAGGCGCUGGACGGCGAGGCCAAGGAGCUCGACGCCGAUGUGGCCAGGGCUGUGGCCGCCAGGGCCACUGUGAUGAGCCUGCCCUCGAUGAGGCACUCGCUGACGGGCGGGGCGCCGCCUCGGACGAUCCAGCAGGCCAUGACCCUGCUCGAGGAGGGGCGCGUGGUUGUGAAGAGCAGCUUCGGCUUCGACUCCAAGCAGGUGGAGGAGCUCCAGGCCGCCUUCUUACACUACGACGCCGACAACAGCGGCGAGAUAUCCCAGGGAGAGCUGCACCCCCUGUUCAACGACCUGUUCCCGGAGAUGACGACCAUGGCGGCGGGCUCCGCGGCCCGCCGGGAGCUGACGCGCCUCUUCACCGAGGUGCACGCCAACAAGAACCACGGGCUCAACUUCUCGGAGUUCUUGCAGCUGCUCCGCAGGUGGCUGGACUACCAGGACGGGGUGCGCUUCGAGAUGGAGCAGCAGGCCAUCGAGCAGACGGGCUUCGAGCAGCGCGAGGUGGCCGAGUUCCGGGAGCUCUUCGUGGGCGAGGAGGGGAGCCGUAACUGCCUGGGCUACGACGAGUUGCUGGACAUGCUGCGGCGCGUGGUGCCACUGGGCGACCGCAACGCCCGGAAGCUGGCGGCCAUCUUCGAGGAGAUGUUCUACCCGCGUGGCUCCGAGCACAAGGCGGACUUCUCGGAAUUCCUGUUGAUCAUGAGGCGGCUGCUGGACAUCAACUUCGCCGGCAUCAGCGACCUGGAGACCUCGGGGCACGAGGGCGGCUCCGGGCGCGCGUCCGUCGCCUUCUGA
Prorocentrum cordatum is the source of this 1983-nucleotide messenger RNA. NCBI's taxonomy places the organism in Eukaryota, Dinophyceae, Prorocentrales, Prorocentraceae. The record is from the annotation of a GenBank genome assembly.